This is a messenger RNA of Myotis daubentonii (Daubenton's bat), 3223 nucleotides long. It is a transcript of the gene POM121L2, whose product is annotated as POM121 transmembrane nucleoporin like 2. Gene Ontology annotation, cellular component: nuclear pore. Gene Ontology annotation, molecular function: structural constituent of nuclear pore. The record is from RefSeq and is a predicted model, not a curated record. Lineage: Eukaryota; Metazoa; Chordata; Mammalia; Chiroptera; Vespertilionidae. Gene Ontology annotation, biological process: protein import into nucleus; RNA export from nucleus.
CAGAGUAGCCGAGUCGCCUCGCUGCUCCGCAUGGGCGGUUUCCUGGGCAAACAGGGACCCCCGCCACCCCCAGCCGAGGGGGGCGCAGACCGGCCGCAGAGGACCGUGACCCGCCAGCCUUCCCAGGCCCUUCACCAGCUCCACAGGGUUCAGCACGUCCAUCGCGCCCACCCUGCGCCGCGGCUCCGACCGGGGAGGAGGCCGCGGGACUGGGACCCCGCCAACCCCGCCUCGUGGGUCGCGAACGAGGCCUGGAGCCGCUUCCCCAUGCGGCGCCCCCAGCAUUCCAUCGUGGGGCCGCGCCCCUCGGACUGGUGGGAAAGCUACCUGAAGCGGACCAUCUGGUCGCUCCGGCACCCCAGGGCGGUGUGGAGCCCCGUGACCAUCAAGAUCACGCCCCUGGCGCAGCGAGGGCUCCCCGCCACGCCCCCGGCGCCCACCAUCCGCUCCGCAGGGGCUUCAGCCUCGGAGACGCCCCCAGACUCGCGUGCGAAGGAGGCGGUGCUGAGGGUCCUCAGAGAGUCCAAGCAGGUGAGGUGGAGGCUGGAGGGACCGCCGUCCCAGGCCCCCGACAGGCCGGGCAGCAAGAGGGGGAGCCCAGAAGCCAGAGCAUCUGCGUUUAAGCCUCUGGUGAAGAGUGGGAAACUCGCUUCCUUCGUGCCCAGCCUUGGGCCUCUGAGCUUGGGCCGCAGCUUGGCUAGGAGGCCCAGUUCCUGCUCCCUGAGCUCCUUGGCCGGCUCGCACCCAGGGGGCCCCCUCGGCUCCAAAAGGAACGCGAUCACAAGCUCCUACAGCUCCGCCAGAGGCCUCUCCCAGCCUUGGAAGAGACGCGCGCCCCUCCAGAUGCCCGAGUGGCCGGUGAAAAAGAAAAGCGGUCCUCAGCGUCACUUGCCAGGCCCACUGGCCGCGGAGGAGUCCCCGGCAGCGCCCGGCAGCCCCGGGCCGCGAGGUGAGGCGACUCCACGGCUGCUCACUGGCCCUGGGCCCCCGCUGGCCCUGCGUCCACCCCCGCAGCUUGGUUAUGCAGUCCCUGCUGAGGACCUGGCCUCGGGGACAGAAGCUGGGCUUCCGUGGAGCAACAGAACCAAGAAGGAUGCCACCGCAGACCCUGCACCUGACGCUCAGUCUCCGGCUCUGCCUCCCCUGUCCCUCACCCUGCCUUCUGCAGGCACCGCUCCAGCCGAGGGCACGGAUCCUCAGGCGGCAUCUCCAGGUCCACGCGCCCCCCCAGUGCCUGCGGGAGAGGGAACCAGUGUGGUCCACUCGCCUCCGGAGACGCCCAGCCUGCUGGCCCCACUCGGGUGCUCCCAGCCAGUACCCCUUCCAGGCCCCUCUGCAGGCUCCGAGCCCACAGCUGCUGUCACCCUUCUGACCCCUGCUCCUCCCACCUCAUCUGUCACUGACACCACGUGGCCACCUUCCGCCUGUCAGGCUGACUCAUUUUCCAGGCCCCCAGGCCCACCUGCCAUCACCCCCACAGCACCCUCUGCACAAAGGACUGUGUUUGGAGUGGUGAGGGGACUAGCUCACCAUCUUCCUGCCUCUGCACCUCCUGCUGCCACGUCUGCUGACCCCACCUCAAAGCCCAGUUGGAGGCCCCCACCUGACAAUGAGGCUCCAGUCUCCUUACCUUCCAGAAUCUCAGCCACGACUGCAGCCCGACCCCCUCCAGGCCUCCCAAUGCCCACCUUCAAGCCCAUCUUUGGCAGCAUCGAUCCGCUUAAAACUAGGCCUGUGAUCACUCCUUUCUCCUUCAAGCAGCCGUCUCCUCCAGGUCCUCCUGCUGUUACCCUCCUCUUCCACAACCUGGGCACGACCAGCUCUGCAGCCACCUCCACCGCCCCCGUCAGCACAUCCACAGGCUCCUCUUUCAAGCCACCUUGGGAUUUUGGUGGAGCAGGUGUUACCAGGACCGUAGGCAACACGUACUCUGACUCUUCCCCUUCUCACACUUUCCUCCCUGGGGCUCCCCAUGCCUUCAGGGACAACCUUUCGAACCCAGUCACAGGCUUCACCUCCCCACCUCCCCAGCUUCCCACCAUUCCCAUGGUAAAUGCAGUCAACAUCUUUAGCCAGGUUCUUCCCAGCGCUGCCCAGAUAUCCCCUAGGAAAAGCACCGCCCAUUUUAAGGGCAAGGGCAGCCCUCUGUCGGCCUCGGCCCUCGUCACCCCAAGCCAGCCCACAUUGCCAUCGGGCAUCUCCAAGCCAACCCCAGCAUUCACACUUCCUUUGGGGUCAAGCUCAAAGCCACUUUUCCCACUCUCCCUGGGAGUCACGGCCCGGCCUGCAUUUGGGGCUUCAGGUGGGCAAAGGCAAGGGGCCCACCAACCAGCCCUUAGCCCAAGCUUCAAGAGCUCUUCUGUGUUAGGAAACUCGGCAGUGGUCCCCUCAACCCCAACCCCAGCCCCAGCUCCAGCUCAGCCAGCCUUCAGCAGCCCCACAUGGUCAGCAUUCGGGGUGUUGACACCCUCUGCCUCCACCUUCCACAUCCCUGCCAGCAUCCAGACAGGUGCAGGCAGCACCCCAGCAGGUUUUCCCUUUGGUCCAGCUAGUGCCACUGGUUUUGGGGUUGUCCCCCAGCCCCGCCAGAAUGGGGCUCAGGCCUCAGUGUUUGGCAUCACAGCCCCACGACCUUUUGCUUUUGGGGGGUUAGUGACCCCUAUGGACUGUGGGGAGUCUGGAGACAGCAUGGCUGUCCCAGACAUGAGCUCCAACUCUGGAGUGUUCUCCAUCAGAGCCAUGCCCAGUGGGGCCAAGCAUGCCGUCACACCCUUCGGAAAAGGCUGGAGUCAGAACACCCAGGGCCUGACCCCCCAGGGCACCCCUUUUGCCUUGGGGAGGCCCAGUAUUUCUGCAAGAAAGAUUAUGUUUGGAGGCCCUGCCAUGGCCCCCUUAGCUCACAGCCUGCCUGCCCCUAGACCACUUCAGACAGGCAGUAGCUUUGGCUUAGGGAUUCCCUCUCCGCCUGCCCAGGGUUCCCUUGGGAGAGGGUCCUUCAGACCAGCAGUCCCUUCAUUUUCCAUUGGUGCCAAGCCCAAAACCCCAAAGAGUCGGGAGCCAGGGCAUUCCCGAAGGCAUCAUGCCCACAGGAAAUAGCUGUGUCCCUCACCCUCACCCUGACUCGGACCUCAGUGUUGUUGGGAAGAGCCUUCAUAUCCUCUAAUUCUCUAAAGUAAAAAAUACCCAGAUUUAAGGCUAGAGCUUUAUGUUUACCCGUGGGUCC